CAUUGCCAGUUGCAUUUUGUUUUGACAGCAUUCUUUUAAUCUUUUCCUUGUUUUUAAAACUAAGGUAAAUAUUCUAUUGUUCUUUUUUUCAUUUAUUUUAAAUUUAUUAUUCAAGUUGUUCAUAAAUUUCUUAUUUUCAGUUAUCCUUAACAAUUGAUAAAAAUGGCCGCUAAAUUCAUUUGUAUCGCUGUUAUCUUCCUCAUCUGUGUUCAAUAUGGCUAUUUUGCCGCUAUUUCUGGUUCUGGGUCAGGAGAAGAGGACACUCCUUUUGAGAUUCCGGAAUGCACUGAUGAGAACGCUGCUAUCUGUCACUUAAGUGGUUGUACUAAGGUCUUUAGAAAGCACUGUUUUGGCUCUAUCUACGAUGCUGUCAAGACAAAUCUCAAGAGUUUCUUAACUGAAAAUGAUUUAGAUGCAAACCAAUUGAAAACUUUAGCCAAUCAACUUAGGCUAGAAGCUACAGUUUGUCCAAGCAAGUCUCUUUUGCGCGAGCUAUUUGAAGGACUUUGUGCAGCCAGAAAAGAGGGUCUUUUACCAGCUGAAUUACAGAAAUGUUCUUGUCCUUUCUGA
This is a messenger RNA of Dimorphilus gyrociliatus, 570 nucleotides long. The record is from the annotation of a GenBank genome assembly. NCBI's taxonomy places the organism in Eukaryota, Metazoa, Annelida, Polychaeta, Dinophilidae.